Molecule: messenger RNA, 1132 nt
Organism: Daucus carota subsp. sativus
Lineage: Eukaryota; Viridiplantae; Streptophyta; Magnoliopsida; Apiales; Apiaceae
Product: CRAL-TRIO domain-containing protein C3H8.02
Exons: 7
Coding region: 54-821 (255 amino acids)
Source: RefSeq, a predicted model, not a curated record
UAUGUAUGUAUACACACACACACACACGCACUCACAUUUUCUCAUCUUGAGACAUGGCUCUGCGUUUGAACAACCCAUCUUCUUGCCGCUCCUUUGUGGCCCCACUUGUCUCUAUGAAUUCAAGUCGCAGCUUCAGUGUGCGCAGUCAGUUGAACACUAGUGAUUCUCACAAGUUGGUGCUGGAAGUAAAAGAGAAGCUUGAAAAAGAUCAUCACAGUCUACCUGUAGGCAAAUGCGGAAGAGAUGAUGAAGAGAUGAUCCUGUGGUUUCUGAAGGACCGCAAGUUUUCUGUGAAUGAAACUGUUUCAAAAUUGACUAAAGCAAUUAAAUGGCGUCGAGAAUUUGGUGUUGCAGAGUUGUCUGAAGACUCCGUCAGAUCUGCUGCUAAGACUGGAAAAUCUUACUUGCAUGACUUUCUUGAUGUCCAUAAAAGGCCAGUGAUGAUGGUUGAUGCGUCCAAACAUAUUCCUGGGGAAUCAGUUGAAGAUGAGAAAUUGUGUGUAUAUCUGAUUGAGAAGGCAUUGAGUAGACUUCCAGAGGGGAGAAAUGAUAUUCUUACGAUAAUUGAUCUGCGGGGAUUUGGUACCAAGAAUGCUGAUCUCAAGUUUGUCACCUUUUUGUUUGAUGUGUUUUACUACUACUAUCCAAAACGUUUAGGCCAAGUCCUUUUUGUGGAAGCUCCCUUUGUAUUCAAGCCAAUUUGGCAGCUAGUGAAGCCCAUGUUGAAGUCAUACGCUUCAUUGGUGAGAUUUUGCUCGGUGGACGAAGUCAGGAAGGAGUAUUUUACAGAAGCAACAAUUCCUGCCACUUUUAGGAGUUGACAUGUAUAUUACCAGAGGAUUCCACUUAUAUAGUUUGGAAGGUGUCUUCAGCAUCCACUUAAGUUAUGUAUGAGUUUAAGACCUCCCAGGGCUCUUGGUAGAGGGAAAGGAGGCGGGUAACCCUUCGAGUACAAUAUAGCCAGACAAAAUAAAAGUAUUUUACACAGAGAGAAUGUAGAAUAAAGUUUUACGGGGGUGUAUUCGAUUGGGAUUUUAAUGCAUUGUUUUUAGCUUAUAGAUUUUAAUGGACUGUAUGAGAUUUUGAUUUUGUGCGGAUUCUUGAUGAAAUGUCGCAGAGUUGAUUGGAUUUA